CUUUCUUUUUCUCCUUUUUCCUUUCCGAGGACUGAGGGGCUCCUGCCUUUCACUCCAGAACAGACCCAAUGUCCUGAAACACCAAAGAACCCCAAGAGAUGGACCCAGUGCAACUGGCUCGGGUGGACAAUUCCCUGGGGUCUGGUUGGGGGUUUGCUCCUUGCUUCAGUGACAGUGGUCAUGCACAAGACAAUCAGCCCUUUUUGGGAAAGGAAACAGGUAUUUCUGGGUGCCAAACCUGUCCUGGUGCUGUUCCCCAGCACAGGCUGCCGGGAGAGGUGCAGCUCUGGGAAAAGCCACCUUCAGCAGCUCCCAUCCAGGUGGGACUGGGGAGGCUGUUGGUUUCCCUUUGCUGUUUUGUGCUUGGAGGUUUAUUUUAUGACUCCAGACUUGGUGACCUGGAUGCGGAACCUCAGCUCAUUGUAUGUGGGGGAUGGAGCUUGAAGUCCCUCCCUAUCCUGGGUUCAGCUAGGAUAGAGUUAAAUUUCACUAGAAGCUGGGAUGGGACAGAGCCAGGACAGGUGACCCAAACUACCCAAAGGGGGUAUUCCCUACCAUGCGACAUCAUGCUCAGCAUAGAAGGGGGGGCUAGUCGGGGAGUGGCUCGAAGAUGGUCCGGCUUUGGGAGGGGUCUGAGCGUGCUGUCUGAGUUGUAGGGGUCGUUGAGUGAGAACCUGCGUUGUGUAUCACCAAUUGUGUAUAAUCUCCAGGAGACGGGAAGUGAGCGAGGAGCUGCCUGGUGGAAACUCCCACAGGCAGGAAUUCUGAAACUGAAACGGCAAUGACUGGAUUUAUUGGGCAGCCUGGUGCCUUCCGCAAAUCGUGCAAAUCAGCUCCAGACGCAGAUGUGGCUCCCCGCGAGCCCCGGGGGCCUCCUGAGUUAUUUGGUGACUCUGCACGUCCUGCGGCUGGGCUCAGCAAACUUCAGUGUGGUGGGACCAGGCCACCCUCUCCGUGUCACCGUGGGGCAGGACGUCGUGUUGCCAUGUCACUUGUUUCCCAGCAUGGAGGCUCGGAGCUUGGACAUCAGGUGGAUCCGGCACCAGGUCUCUGAAAUAGUGCACCGCUACCGAAAUGGAGAGGACCUGUAUGGGGACCAGAUGGAGGAAUAUGUUGGGAGGACAGAGUUGGUCAGAGAUGGUCUCUCCAGGGGACGCCUGGACUUGCGAAUCUCUGGGUUGAGACCCUCGGAUGAGGGUUAUUACGUCUGCACUGUGAGAGAUGGUGCCUCUUAUGGAGAAGCUACGGUGGAUCUGGAGGUGUCAGCCACAGGCUCUGGCCCUCAGCUCUCCCUGGAAGCUUACGAGGACGGAGGCAUCCGGGUGGUGUGUCGAUCGGCCGGCUGGUACCCACGACCUGAGGUGCUGUGGAAAGAUCCCGGUGGGCAGCAUCUCCCCUCGGUCUCCCAGAGAUAUUCCUUUGAUGAGAGGGGCCUGUUUGACACCGAAGAUGUCAUCAUUGUGACCGAUGGGAACAGAGAUGGGAAAUGGUCCUGCGUGGUCAGGAACAGCCGCCUCAACCAGGAGCAGGAGACGUCCCUGCACAUCUCAGCUCCCUUUUUCCACAAUGCCCGUCCCUGGAUGGUUGGUGUGGGGGUGCUCCUCGUGCUUUCAGCUGUGUUCCUUGGCCUCAGUGCUUAUCUGUGGAGAAGGAAAGUGCUGCAGUCCCGAGAGCUGGAGUAACAAGAGGCAGCACUGCAGUGUGAGUCUCCAUGAGCGGUGGCACGGUGUGGUGUCCUGUUCUGUCCACUCUGUGCUCAGCCCUAUCCCUCCUUGCCCGUCUUCUCCAUCCCUGCAUCCCCUGGCUCUGGGAAAGCCCAAGGCGAUGUGCUUGGGAGGGCGAGCAGCUCAGGGACACCAGCCCACGCCUGGACCCUCUCCCCUGCCCAGAGGUGCUGGGGACUGGCUGUGGGAUGUGACCAGUUCUUGUCUCUCCUUGUAGCCACACCCCAAAGCGCCUGUGGUCAUGAAGAAUUCCAGAGCAGAGCCCCUGCCCUUCUGCAGACACUCCUGGCUCUCCUCUCCUCCAUCCCGCAGCAGCACAUGUCCCUCUCUGCCCUGCCCAAGCCCACCCUGCCCAGGCACAGCACCAUGGCCUUCAAUAAAGCUUUGUGGGUGAC
Molecule: messenger RNA, 2119 nt
Organism: Grus americana (Whooping crane)
Lineage: Eukaryota; Metazoa; Chordata; Aves; Gruiformes; Gruidae
Product: butyrophilin subfamily 3 member A2-like
Exons: 8
Coding region: 846-1682 (278 amino acids)
Source: RefSeq, a predicted model, not a curated record